UAGUCGUCUUUUUGCUGCCGUCGGUUUCGGUUUCGUUGCUGGUGCGGUGCGGUGUUUUUUUGCUGGUCGCAGCUCCGAUUUGAGAAUCUGACUUUUUAGGCAUUUCAAAAAGGCUACCAUUUUCCGCUGUGAUCUUUGUCGGCAAAUUGAAAUUGCGAGACCACACCAAACGCAAAUCGCACUUUCGUCAUUUGAGCUGCGAACGCAUUAUUAACCACACUCCCAUCCAGACUCACACACGCUCAUAGUCUAACAAUCGUGCUACGCAGAUUGCGAAUGCAUACGGAGAAAGAUACAAAUAGAAAAAAUCUAAGCAGAAGAAAAAUUUUGUUAGUGAAGUGAAGAGGAAGUAGUGGUGACCUGUGCGCGAGUAUUUGUGCUUUCCUCGUGUGUGUCUCUGUUCUAGUGUGCGUGAUUCCCUCCCCCGUUUUGCAGGCGAAAAAGCGAAGAGCACAGCAGUAUAUAGUAUCUCGCCAUGGGUAAACAAAAAAUCUACUGUGCGAAGUGCACGAAAAAGUGCUCCGGCGAGGUGCUCCGCGUGGCGGACAACCACUUCCACAAGGCCUGCUUCCAGUGCUGCCAGUGCAAGAAGUCGCUGGCCACCGGCGGAUUCUUCACAAAGGACAACGCCUACUACUGCAUACCGGACUACCAGCGGCUGUACGGCACCAAGUGCGCGAAUUGCCAGCAGUAUGUGGAGGGCGAGGUGGUCAGCACCAUGGGCAAGACCUAUCACCAGAAGUGCUUCACCUGCUCCAAGUGCAAGCAGCCCUUCAAGUCGGGCAGCAAGGUGACCAACACCGGAAAGGAGGUGCUUUGCGAGCAGUGCGUCGCGGGAGCUCCAGUGUCGCCCAGUCGCCAGGCGACGAGCGGUGGCGUCUCCUCGCCAGCUCCUCCGGCGGAGAGUCCAACGAGGGCCACCGCCCAUCAGCAGCACGGCGGGGUGAUCUCGCACAAGGCGCACCUGAAGGAGGACUACGAUCCCAAUGACUGUGCCGGCUGCGGCGAGCUGCUGAAGGAGGGCCAGGCCCUGGUGGCGCUGGACCGGCAGUGGCAUGUGUCCUGUUUCCGGUGCAAGGCCUGCCAGGCGGUGCUCAAUGGCGAGUACAUGGGCAAGGACGCGGUGCCGUACUGCGAGAAGUGCUACCAGAAGGGAUUCGGGGUGAAGUGCGCCUACUGCAGCCGCUUCAUCAGCGGCAAGGUGCUCCAGGCGGGCGACAACCACCACUUCCAUCCGACCUGUGCCCGCUGCACAAAGUGCGGCGAUCCCUUUGGCGACGGCGAGGAGAUGUACCUGCAGGGCAGCGCCAUCUGGCAUCCGCGAUGCGGUCCCGGUCCCUCGGAGUCCGGCAUUAUCUUGAACGGCGGCGGAGGCACUACCUCGGUGGUCGGCGGUGCCUCCAAUGGCAACUUCACAGACACUGAAUGCGACCGGAUGAGCUCCAGUGCCCUUAGCGAGAUGUACAUCCGCUCCAGAACACCGAGUUUUAAUGGUUCACUUUAUUCCUCUAGCCGCAAGCACUAUCGAACGGUGAGUCCGGGUCUGAUACUCCGGGAGUACGGGCGACCCAAUGCCGAGGACAUCUCGCGCAUCUACACCUACAGCUAUCUGACGGAUGCGCCGCACUAUCUGCGCAAGCCGAUCGAUCCGUAUGACAAGACGCCGCUGUCGCCGCACUUCCACCGGCCCUCCUCAUACGCGACCACCGCCAGCAAUGCGGGAUCCGUGGCCGGAAGCCGUCCGCCGUCGCGUCCCCACUCGCGGACACGCAGCGCCAUGAAGGUCCUGGUGGACGCCAUCCGCUCGGAGACGCCGCGUCCCAAGAGUCCGGGCAUGAACAACGAGGAGCCCAUUGAGCUGUCGCACUAUCCGGCCGCCAAGAAGCCGCCGCCAGGUGAGCAGCCCAAGAUCGAGCGGGAUGACUUCCCCGCUCCGCCGUAUCCCUACACAGAUCCGGAGCGCCGGCGGCGGUACAGUGAUACCUACAAGGGCGUGCCCGCCUCCGAUGACGAGGACGAGAAUGUGGAGAAUGGCAAGCAGAAUGGCAAGGUCAAGAAUGGCGAGGAGCAGCAACGCCUUCAACGCGAAGCCGAGCAGCUGGAAAAGCUCAACUCGGGCAUCGGCUCGGCGAUCGCCAAGGACCUCAAGGAGCACGCCAAGUACAGGAAGUGGAAGCAGAACAACCUGGAUCCGCGCAACGCCUCCAGGACGCCCUCCGCUUCCAAGGAGCCACUCUACAAGUUGAGAUACGAAUCGCCUAUUGGAGCCUCGCCCUCGCGCAAUCUGGACCACCAGAAGCCCUUCUACGAGGACGAGAUGUUCGAUCGCUCCACCAGCUACCGGGGCUCGCUUGGCAAAUCGCUGGGAAACGCGCCCAGCUACAAUGCCAUACAUUCCUACCGAUCGCCGCCCAAGCCCGGAUACGGAUUCAAAACGACGACUCUGCCCUAUAUACGCAAUGGCUACAGCUCCGACUUCUCUUAUGGAGGACUGGGCGACAAGACCCACAGCACAGAUCUGAGCUGCGGCAAAUCGGAGGCAUCUGUGGACUCGAUCACCGAGGGCGAUAGGCGAGCUCUGAUGGGCGGCGACCUGCCCGCCUCGAGCACUUACUCAGGAGCACUCUCCUACCACUAUCCGCAGGCCGGACUCAUCCGGCGCAGUCUGCCCAACAUGUCCCAUUCGAUGCUGGUGCAUGAGCCGGCCAAGAUCUAUCCCUAUCACCUACUGCUAAUCACAAACUACCGUCUGCCCUCGGACGUAGAUCGCUGUAAUCUAGAGCGCCAUCUGUCGGACAUCGAGUUCGAGCACAUCUUGCAGUGCGCCAGGUCGGAGUUCUACCGACUUCCCCAGUGGCGACGCAACGAGCUGAAGCGGCGGGUGAAGCUCUUCUAGGAGGCAAGUGGAAGAUGCAGCAGGCGAGGAUAGGCAACCCAAGUGGAGGAGUUAGAGGAGGAGGUGGAGGAGGAGGCUGUUUGCGACGAAACCAAAAGAAUUCAAUUUACCUUAACAGCAGAUGGCUAUUACACAUGUGGGAGGAGGAGAUAUGAGAAUCAAUAUAAAAUGAAAACGAAACGGGAAACUAUGCUAAUUUCACAGCCAGUUUUGAAACACGCUUUAAAUAGUUGAUGCAAGUGAAACCAACUAAACUAAAUUUAAAUACAUAGUUACAUUUACAGUGCGGAGCAACUAGCCGGCCGCUCCUGUUUAUUUUUUUAAGAAUUAGUUGCGCUAACGCAAAAAUUGUAACUGAGAACUAUAUGAAAGGAACAGAAGAUCCCAAUAAAAACGAAGUGUAUACAGAUAUAUAAAAUUAGUUAAACAUUGCAUGUCCGGCAUGAAGGCUUUUUAUACGCAGUGCAAAGGCAAUUUAAACGCAAACAUAAACUGGACUCUUUUUUCUAAAUUACACUUUAAUUCAACCAUGUAACCGAGAAAUGCAUCAAAGAAUAUGAAAUUAAUGUACCUACAGCAGAAUCACACAGCAAAAUGCGAAACGUUAGAUGUGUGGCAUCAAAUUUACGCUAAAUCAUUAUGCAAAUUUUAUUUAUUACUAAAUAUUUUAUUUAUUUAUUUAAAUAGAAUAUGUCAAAGAAUAAACCAGAGAUAAUAAAACAGGACAAAAGCAG
Molecule: messenger RNA, 3630 nt
Organism: Drosophila santomea
Lineage: Eukaryota; Metazoa; Arthropoda; Insecta; Diptera; Drosophilidae
Gene: Unc-115a
Product: actin-binding LIM protein 2
Exons: 11
Coding region: 476-2896 (806 amino acids)
Biological process (GO): lamellipodium assembly; cytoskeleton organization
Cellular component (GO): actin cytoskeleton
Molecular function (GO): actin filament binding
Source: RefSeq, a predicted model, not a curated record